AUCAGCAACAGAGGUUCCCAACGAAUUACUCCUUCAACGCGCAAACGAUGACGCCUCCGAGCCAAGCGAGUUCUAAUUACGUCGGCAGUUACCCGGUACCCUACAAUUCAGUGCCAGCAGUAACUCCGACACCUGGCGAUUAUACGUACCAAUCUCCGGUCCAAAUGGUUCCUACAUACUAUCCGCCGGGACAGCCGGCUAUGCAACCACCGCCUGUGAUGUACAGAGUACCUACGCCACCAAAUACGCCGACAUCUAGUCAGAUACCUGGUAUGCCGUUGAUGUACGUCAACUCAAGCAGCUACGCGGCCCCGGCAAUGGUGACCGGUGGAACUUUUGGGCAUCAGGUCACCCACAAUGGCACGUCCCCGGCGCCACCUAGCGCAUACAUGACACCCACGCUGGUUCCCAAUCUCGUUUUCAGACAAAACGUUCCUGUUGUUCCCAGCGUACGGGCGACAACGCCAGGUAACUCCCAAAGAGCCAGUCGGUCUCCAACUCCAGCGCAUGAGUUUUUUGGAGGUGGAAGCGGGGACCGAAGCGCACAACCUCAACCACGUUAUCCACUGCCAAUGUAUCAGGGUGUCCAUAUCGUGCAAGGGGACAUGAGAUUGAUGCAUCCAGGCGUACCACCCAACCCCCGGUUGCAGUAUGCACCAGUAUCAUCACCGCCUGUUGUUCAAGGUUGCCCACGUCCAUACAGGCCACCUUCGUCUAAUACCUCGGGAGCCGGUACACCGACUUCCUUUGAUGGGAGAAAUCAGAAAAUUCGCAAACAGAGGUCCAAAGUAACUUCGUUACCACCGAGCGGCGCACGACCCAAUUUUUACCAGACACCUCCCAUGUCAUCGCUUUCAUCUAACAUACCCAAGGAUAUUAGAGAAGGAACAGUAAAGGUGACCAUCACCCGUCGGAAUCAGGUACAAUUCUGAGCAAAUGGGUCAGCUGGAUAAUAUCGCUGAUAAUGUCACAAUCUCGAUAACAAACAACAGUUGUGAGAUUGACAACUAUUCAGAGAGACACGAUAUAUUCCUAACAUGCCAUAUUAAUUAUCACUCUGAAUUAUUUAAAAAGAAGCAAGAAAUAUGUAAUUAGAAGAACACAUGUGUGUACACGUACAUCCCAAGUGAAAAGAAGAAUCCGGUUAUGCGAAUUGGUUAUUUUUAUGACAAAAGUUGAAAUUUAACCCUUACUGGAGACUUUCAGUCAUACUGAAUUACCAUGACAAUGUUAAAGAUAGACGAAGAGAAGAAGGACAAAACGUGACGUACCCAGAUGUAAAAAACGAGAGCGAAAUGGUACACUGAAUAGAGUUACUGGACAACAUUUUAAUUACUAUUACAAUAUUAUUGUACGUGCGUAUGUAUAUACAUAUAUAUGUAUACACACACAUUGUAUGUGUAUUAUAAGUAUGUGUGUGUGUGUGUGUGUGUGUGUGUGUACACACACACACACACACACACAUAUAUAUACACACAUGAAAUACUUGAAGAUAUUUUAAUUGCGAUUUUACAGAUACUAUAUGAAUGUGAGAUUUACUUUUAAGGAGCAUUAUCGUUAAGGUCAAAUGCGAAUCUCCCGAGGUGGUCGUUACGAUGAUUUUCGACCGUCGGGAGAACAUGUAUGAUAAUUAAACUAACAUAUGAAAAAAAAGAGUACACCUUACUGAGUACGUUUACAAGACGCGCGAGUCUUUUGGCUUAGUGUUAAUGGCGAUCCAAAAAACGAUAACCUAUUAUCUUAACCGCUAAUUUUGAUACACUCGCUGCCAUUGCAUCGGUCAACGAAUGUUGCGUUAACGUCGCUGCCCAUUCGAGUCCAUUUUUUGAACGAGUUGUCUGCUACCUCAGCAUAAUGUGUAUGAAAAAAUUCUAAAAGUUGGCCGCGCGUUGACGAUGCCAGCCCUUACGCUUUCCUCUGACACGUAUUUAUUGUACGUGAAUAACGAGAACUUCUUAUACUCUUUGCAAAAACGUUUAUAUAAUUUCUACAAACGUACACACACUCUCUCUCGUCUUUGAAAUUUUUAUUGUGUUCUACGAAAUGUCAUAUAUUAACUUUGUAAAGAAAAAUAAAAUGAUAAUCAUUCGAAGAAAAAUUUAAAAUCUAACAUUUUACACUUUCGCGACAUUCUUUAAUGUUUAAUUAGAUAUAUCUUUAAUCGAUUACAAUUCACGAUUAUAUCGGUGUAUGUCAUUAACUAUAAGUAAAUAUGUAAACGUAUUCAGUACAUAAUCUUUAUGUCUAGUUUCAAGAAGUAGUUAAGUAGCGUGAAACCAUCACAGCCUAAAAAUUUAUCACCACGCUUUGUAUUUACAAGAAAAAUGAAAGACCGAAACUAUCGUGCUCUUAUUUACGAUAACAAAUGAUUUUCUGUGUUUGAUAUUGCGAUCCAAAGAUAGAGGGGCCUUUAUUUAGCACUCUCUUUCUAAUUCUGUAUCGCUUUUUCGACUGUUUUACGUAUUCUAUUCUUAUAUCUCUAUGCUGCAAUCACUGUCGGCGAUUUUGUUUGUCGUAAUCAUUCUUCAGUCUCGAAAAUUCGGAAUAAGUUAAGUUUCUUUUUAUCAUUAAUUCGUCUUCCAGUAUAUGCGAGCACGCUUCAUGAAUUUCAUGUAAACUUCUUUCUCUAUUAUUUUCUUGUGUAUGUAUGUGUGUAUGUUACAUGUAUGUUGAAUGUACAUAGAGUAUGUCUGUUGCGUAUGUGAUAUUUUAGAUGUAAUAUAAAAUACAUAUAUAUAUAUACAAUAUAUAUAUUUAUUUUAAAUAUAUAGGAUUGAGAACGUUACUUUCAUAAAAGUAAUAUGUUAUCGUUAUCGUUACUUACUAAAAAGUAAUGAUAUAUUACCUUUUCUUUGUUACUUUUUCACAAAAUUUUGAUUUUUUUUUUCAGAGUGGCAACCAAUUGUCUAUGUCACUAUUUAAUUAAUUUAAUGUAAAAUCCAUAGUGAACUUUUGGUUAACUGCAACAUAGUUCAUAUGCAUAUGUAGUUUAUAAGGUAACUAUAAAAAUAAUUAUAAAAUUCAUUACUGUUAUAUAUACAAUCACAUGCUACAGACAUUUGUGUGUAUAUACAUACAUACGUACAUAUAAACGUGCAACACACACACACAUACACACACGUUUGUGCACAUACAUGUAUACAUAUAUAUAAUGUAGAUAUAUAUCACACACAGAUGUAUUUUUCUCGUACACUCGUUUCAACGAAAUAGAGACAUGCGAUACAUAUGUACUACAUCGGUAGGGGUGAUGGUGACACGCGGUCGCGGUAAUUAAUAACGUCUCCGUCUGUGAAAAUUAGACGCGGUUCGGCGCGGGCAGAUCUCGCGGCUAGAUUAUUACUCACGUGAUAUAUCGUUACUUUUACUUUAAGAAAAUUCGAAUUAACCCGCAUUUUCGCAAAACAAUUAGAAUAGUUUCGACAAAAAAAAAGAGUAGCAAUCGAACUCGUUAAUCGUUAUCUCUUAGCGUAGUUCACGUGGGAUGCCCGCGUUGCUCCGCGAAAACAAAAAAAAACCAAGUGGAAUCCAUCCAGAAGCUUCGCUUACGGUGAUUGUACUUCAGAAACGUAGGUGAAGGUGUGCCUAUCUUUUUAUGAGAGUUCAAAUAAGCGAGAAACAACAUACGACAUAUAUCUAUCUGUUUAGCCGUUAACGCGAACAUGACACUAUUUUUCCUUCUUGUGAAAUUGUGUGUGUCAAGCGUUUUAAUCCCAUUACAGGCUAAGAAGAAGAAAAGAAAGACGAAGAAAAUGACAAGAAAUCCGUGCAAAUAUAUAAAGAGCGCAAAAUACGUAGGUACCAAAACGCACUUCAAUUGUAAAGAGAUGGGCGCACAACUAUAGUAUUUAACUGUACCUAAUGUCGUCGUAGUGAGUUAAAGAAAAUGAAGCAUAAUUGUAUCUAUUAAGCAGAAAAGCAGUUUACGUAUCUCUUUAAGAUAACGAUGGAAGGGGAGGGAGGAAGAGGGGAAGAUGCAACGGUGAAGGCAUUCAUCGGCCGUCGAACGCGAAAUCGCCAUCAAGUAUCGUCCGACAUUUUACGACAUCAUGUAUUUUAUAGACGUUCAAUUCAUGUGAUCUACUAAGUAUCUUUACGCGCGAGAGACCAGGGAAAGCAUGGAAGAUAAAGAAAUGUAUGAAAUGUAUAAUUAGGCAUAUAGUGCUUGUACAAUGUCGCGUAGAUAUUGUUACGUUUGCUGCUACCGCUUAUCUUCUUUUCGACAGAAUUUGGCAAAACCAAAAUUGAGCGAACGACUGUGUUUAUCUUUUUGUUUUGCUAUUUAAUACUGCAUGCAUUCGAUACACCUGUUCAGCAUUGCAUGAUCAUACGAUUAUCCAUUCAAAACUUCUCAAGAGAAGAUUCUAGUGUAAGAAAUUAUUUUCAAAGUUAAACUCUUCACGAUUUUUAAAAAAAUAUUUACUGAAUACAGAAAUGUAAGGUUUUGUAUAUACGUUUAAACUAAGAUUUGUCAGAAAUUUUUUGAUUAUUUUUUAUUUCUGCUAACAGUUUCUUUAGUCUUCAAAUAUUUGUGGAAUAGAAUAAUAAAAUUUUAAUCUUUUUUUUUUUUUAAUUAAAUUUAGAUGGCAGUUAUAUACGUAUGUUAUAUUUUAAAAAAUUUGUAAUUGAAAUUAUAAGUCGUUAAUGCAUAUUCUGCCUUACAAUGACGGACAUAAUUCGAAAAUUUUUAUCCACCGAAACAAACCAUUUAAAUUUUUAAUAUAUAGCCGGUAAUUAUUGUCGAAUUUUUAUUAUAAUAAAUAUUUUAAAAAAAUAUAUAUAUCCAGACCUUACAUUUUUACGUUCCAUAAGCUUUUUUAAAAAAAAAAA
Molecule: messenger RNA, 4827 nt
Organism: Monomorium pharaonis (pharaoh ant)
Lineage: Eukaryota; Metazoa; Arthropoda; Insecta; Hymenoptera; Formicidae
Product: trithorax group protein osa
Source: RefSeq, a predicted model, not a curated record